AUGUUGUCUGCUCGGAUGCUGCGGGCUGCCCGAUUCGUGGCUCCGAUGAGCUCCGUUCACUUCAUUCCGACUGUUCCAAUUCAACGGAGAUCAUUCGCUUCUAAGCCACAGAGACACGAGUUCCAGGCUGAAACCCGAAAUCUGAUGGAUAUUGUCGCCAAAUCACUCUAUUCGCACAGCGAGGUAAGACAACUGCCCCAAUCCAGCAGACGAAUGCUUAUUUUGAGGUGUUUGUCCGCGAACUCAUCUCCAAUGCUUCCGACGCUCUAGAAAAAAAAAGAUAUGCAGAAUUAAAAGGAGAAGUGGCCGAGGGGCCGAGUGAGAUCAGGAUUAGCACAGACAAGGAGAGAAGGACGAUAACAUUCGAUGAUACGGGCAUCGGAAUGAACAGAGAGGACCUCGUCAAGUUCCUCGGAACAAUCGCCAAAUCAGGAUCCAAAGAUUUCAUUGAAAAUGUAAGCAUUCGCGUUGAAACUGUGCACAAAGAAUGGCUUAUUGCAGAACAAAGAGAACGCGGAAGCAGUGAUCGGACAGUUCGGAGUCGGCUUCUACUCUGCAUUUAUGGUCGCCGAUUCAGUCGUCGUGACCACGAGAAAGGUGGGAAGUGGAUCCGAAGAAGGACUGCGAUGGACGUGGAACGGAGACAACUCCUACGAAAUCGCAGAAACUGCGGGACUCCCGACAGGAACGAAAAUCGAGAUUCGUCUGAAGGUCGGAGAUUCGGCCACGUAUGCGGAAGAGGACAGAAUCAAGGAGGUGAUCAACAAGUACUCGUACUUUGUGUCUGCUCCGAUUCUUGUCAACGGAGAGAGGGUGAACAAUUUGAAUGCGAUCUGGACGAUGCAAUCGAGGGAAGUGAACAAGGAAAUGCACGAGACAUUCUUCAAGUGAGUAUUCAAAAGAAAAUGGUAAUAAUAAAUUAUUAUUAAUAAUGUUUCCUUUAGGCAAUUGGUGAAAACGCAAGGCAAGCAGGAGCUUUUCACUCGUCCGGAAUAUACAAUUCAUUUCCAGGUACACCAAAGCUUCUUCUCCUUUUUGAUUACUGUAAUUUUCAGACCGAUACUCCAGUUUCCCUCCGUUCUGUCAUUUACAUCCCUCAGUCCCAAUUCAAUCAGCUUUCUUUCAUGGCCCAACAGAAGAUGUGCGGACUGUCUCUGUAUGCUCGCAGAGUGCUCAUCAAGCCUGACGCCCAGGAACUAAUUCCGAACUAUCUUCGUUUCGUCAUUGGAGUCGUCGAUUCUGAGGAUAUUCCACUGAACUUGAGUCGUGAAAUGCUCCAAAACAAUCCAGUUCUGCGAAAGCUGAAAAAAAUUCUCACUGAUAAAAUUCUGGGAACGCUUCAGUCUGAAAUGAAGAAGGAUCCGGUCAAAUAUUCGGAAUUCUAUAAAAACUAUUCGCUCUACUUCAAGGAAGGAGUUGUCACGGAACAAGACCAGGGAGUGAAGGUGGAGUGGAACGAGAGAACGAUCGAAAAAAAAAAGAGAUUGCAGGAGCAAGUGGCCAAGUUGCUUCUGUUCGAGUCCUCGUCAAAGAAGGCCGGAGAACUGACGAGUCUAGGAGAUUAUGUAAAGCGAAUGCAAGAAGGACAGAAAGAAAUCUACUACAUGUACGCCAACAAGUAAGUUUAUUCGCCCCUCCAUUCGAACGAAAAUUGUCUGGUCCAGUCGCCAACUUGCCGAAUCGUCUCCUUACUACGAAGUGAUCAAGUCGCAAAACAAAGAAGUUCUGUUCCUUUACGAUCCGGCCGACGAGGUCGUCUUCCUUGGGCUGGGCCAGUUCUCCAUGAAACAGUUGGUUCCAGUGGAGAAAUGGGCACAGGAAGAAGCAGAGAAAACGGGCGGCGAGGAAAAGAAAGAUAACAGUGAGCGGAGGGAAAGGCACAAAUACAGGUAACAAGAACAUUGCAGAAGAUUUCCGUGAUAACGAGAAGAAAGAGCUGCUCGACUGGAUGAAGGAGACGCUCGGAAGUGUGCGUGUGGCAGAGAUCUCUGGCAAUCAUCGGCCGAGUGACCAUCCUGUGAUGGUGACCGUUUUGGAUAUGGGCGCCGCCCGCCACUUUUUGCGUACCGGGGAAAUUAAAGACAUGGAGCAUCUUGUGUACUUCAAGCCUCACGUGCACGUCAAUCUCACUCAUCCGCUCGUGAAAGCAAUGUUCAAAAUGAGGAGGACCGACAAGGAAACUGCCGCUAUCCUGGCUGAGCAGGUCAGUAAAGCUACGAGCUGUAGAUUGAAAGAAAGCGAAAACCGUGUUCUUCAAUCAGCGCUCCCUGUGGAAUUCGGUGUUUUGAAACGGCUGCACGGCAACGGCCACUCUGCUGACGUGUCACAUCAAGCCUAUUUCUCUCGCUGCCUCCUCUUCCCUUCGCUCUAUUUUCAUUUCAUUUCUCAAUCGUUCCAGAUUUACGACAAUGCCCUGAUCACUGCCGGUCUGAUUAAGGACACGAGUCGGAUGGUGGGAAGACUGAACAAGCUGCUGACGUCGCUUGCCGGCGCCAAAGGAUCAAGCACCAUCCUCACUCCAUAA
Messenger RNA from Caenorhabditis sp. 36 PRJEB53466, 2524 nucleotides. NCBI's taxonomy places the organism in Eukaryota, Metazoa, Nematoda, Chromadorea, Rhabditida, Rhabditidae. The record is from the annotation of a GenBank genome assembly.